AAAGUGAACGAAAUGUUCAGGAGCGACUCUGGAGUGCACAAACUGGUUCGUUUGCCUGGCCGCCUGUGCUGCUGCUGGAACAUCUACAGCUACAACGGAGGGAAACUGGAACACUGACGCGACUCUUCACUCAUUUCGGAGGAAUAUCGCGGCUUUUGCACCUUUUCUGUAAGGCGUUCAUACUUAAAGAGAAGAGCCAAGUCAUUCGUCCAUGGCCAGUCCGGUUGCAGACCUUGGACAGUCUCAUCAGCAUCACCCUGUGUCGGAGUCGGCCUCCGACUCUGCGUUUCUGGAGGCUCAGAAAUGGAUCGAGGCUGCGACUGGACGGUGCUUUGGUGACAAGGAUUUCCGAGGAGGAUUGGAGAACGGGAUUCUGCUGUGCGAGUUACUGAGCUCCAUUAGACCUGGCUUGGUAAAGAAAAUUAACCGACUGCCAACACCAAUAGCUGGCCUGGACAACCUGAGUGUUUUUCUGCGAGGUUGUGAGGAGUUAGGACUUAAAGGCUCGCAGCUGUUUGACCCAGGAGACCUGCAGGACACAUCUACACGUCCUGCUGCCAAGGGAAGCGACUGCAGCCGAAGGCUCAAGAAUGUUUUAAUCACCAUCUACUGGCUCGGCCGUGCUGCCAACAGCUGCACCUCCUACAACGGGCCCACGCUGGACCUAAAAGAGUUUGAGGGCUUGCUGUCACAAAUGCGAAAGGAGGCAGAGGCGGCAGAAAGUCCUCAACGCAGCAUUCGGGACAGUGGCUACAUCGACUGCUGGGACUCUGAACGCAGUGACUCGCUCUCCCCGCCACGCCACGGACGCGAAGAUUCAUUCGACAGCCUGGACUCCUUCGGUUCGCGCUCGCAGCAGACUCCGUCGCCGGAUGUCCUGGUCCCACGCGGCAGCAGUGAUGGCCGCGGCAGUGACUCGGAGUCCGACGGCACCCCUAACAGGAAGAUGCCGGACCUCCACAAGGAUGACAUGUUGGCGCGGCGGACAUCAGUCACUGAGCUGCGCACCGCCAUGCCUUUCAACCAGUACCUCCCCAACAGGAGCAAUCAGAGUGGAUACGUGCCAGCACCGCUUCGCAAGAAGAAGAACGAAAAGGAGGAGACAGGCCAAAAGAGCUGGAGUACUGCUACAUCACCUGUAGGGGGAGGCAGACCCUGUAGGAGUUUGAGUAUGAUCGACAUGCGUGGUGAAAACGAGGGCAUCCUGCAGCCGCACAGUCACAUUCGUCAUGAGCUGAUGCACAACCAGUACAACAGAAUAAAAGAAGAUGAGAAUCACUGGCAGGAAGACCUGGCCCGAUGGAAAAGUAGGAGGAGGAGUGUCUCUCAGGAUCUGAUCAAAAAAGAGGAGGAGAGGAAAAUGAUGCAGCAACUGAUGUCAGGAGGCAGCUGCAUCUCUCAAAGAAGAAAAAGCAUCAAAACCUACAGAGAAAUUGUGGAGGACAAGGAGCGGCGUGAGGAGGAGCUGCGGGAGGCGUACCAGAAAGCCAGAACUCCAGAGGAGGCAUCGGCCAUCCUCCAGCGCUACGCCCAGCGUUUCUCCAUCAGCGAGGCCGUCCUGGAACGCCUGCAGCUGCCCAAGCUUCUGGACCGCAGCAUGUCGGCCGACCCCUCCUUUCCCACCUCGCCCUUCUCCCUCUCACUCUCCUCCUCCCCCACGACUCCAGACCCUUUCGACGAGGCGCCCGACGGGCCACUGAGGUACCUGCGGCAGCAAUCUGCGCCGGCGCCACGGUUUACGUCCACACUGGAGGCGCAGAUUGAAGAGUUUCCCAAAGACUCGAGCUCACACCAGCGGCCUCAGAUCCGAUCUCGCUCUUCUGAACCACCGUCCACCCGGGCCCUGUCACCUAAACCGGUGCCUUUGCUGACACCAAAGCCUUACUUUCAGCCCCGACCGUCGGCUGAUGAAAAAUGGAAUAGCAAGGCGGACGGUUUGCUACGAGUAAACGGCGACAUCAGAAAUGAUCCCAGUUCCAUGAAGUCGGAGAGCAAAGAAAGGGACUCCCCUGCUCUGUUCCAGGCAUCUCCAGAUGCCCCCCAUUCAGACGCCUCACCCGCUCUCAGUUCGCCCACCUCCCCCGAAAGAGGAAGUCCAGUGUUAACAAAAACCAGCGGCAAACAGAGCAACAUGGAGGCAGACUCAGUCAAUGAGGGUUCGCCCACUCCCACUCGACCCACUUCUCUUCCGGAGGAGCUAAAGCAGCCAGUGGACAGCUUUGUGGAGACGGGAGGCCAGAAAGAUUCUGCUCAACAGGAAGUAAAGUCAACUACUGCAGCUCAGAAAGCGCCACCUGCAGAUUCUAAAUCGGAGAAGACUGAACAGUCCAUAGGGAACAUAUUGCAGAUUCUCCCAACUGAGAUAAACACACCAAACGACCCGGCCGUAACAUCAACGGUCAGAGUUUCCUCCUGUCAGGAGUCUUUUGAGGGAGUGGAGACGACAUCGAGUCCAGCUGCCCCCGUAUCACUUGGACAUAACCCCCUGAGGGAAACGUCAUCAGAGUUUGAAAUCAGUGUCAAGUCCCCACAGUCCUCCAACAACCCUAAAUCACGCUGGGAGUUCUUCGCUCCACCAGAAGCAGCAGAGAAAGAUCAACAUGGAAAUGUGUCAGUCCCGGUGUUGGCCAAGGCCAGGCGGGGAGACCGCUGGUCUUGGGACCCGGAUGAGGAGCGAAAGCGUCAGGAAAGGUGGCAGCAAGAGCAGGAGCGCAUGCUGCAGGAGAAAUACCAGCGUGAGCAGGAGAAACUGAAGGAGGAGUGGGAAAAAGCACAGAGGGAGGUGGCGGAGGAGGAGAGGAAGUAUCAUGAGGAGGAGCGUCGGAUACUGGAGGAGACUGUGAUGCCUCUGACACCCCGCUCCUCAGCUCUGCCCUCCCCCAGCAGAGGGGGGCUCUCCUCCACCUCCGAGCCACAGGACACGAUUGUGCGUUCGCUGGCAGAUUGGGAACGAAAACAAGAGCUACUGGAGAGACAGUCUAGAGGAAGUACAGAGAGUGCAGAGUGGAAAAGGAAAGAAAAUGACAGAACCAGUGACAUCAGCACUGCUGACGACAGCAUGAAGACCGGCAGAAGCUUGGUGAGUCAGAACAGCAGUCAGGCAGAGAGACUUGGUCACAGUGUUCACAAUGGCCAAAAGCUUCCUCCGACGUCCCCCAAAUGUUCAACUCCACCCAAGAAGCAAUCUGGGCCUGACAGCACCAGAACCAGCCGGCCUGCUGGAGAACGAAGGUGCGGACCCACUGAUAACAAUGUAAGAAGCUCAUCAAAGCCCCUCGCAGCAUGUCCAUCAGCACCAGACACAUUUCCCCCACCGUCCAACAGGUCUGUCAGUGGGAAGAAGCUGUGUUCCAGCUGUAGUCAGCCUCUGGGGAAGGGAGCAGCCAUGAUCAUAGAGACUCUCAGCCUCUACUUCCACAUCCACUGCUUUAAGUGUGGGGUGUGUAAAGGACAGUUAGGUGACACAACCACAGGGACAGACGUCCGGAUCAGAAAUGGACUCCUCAAUUGCAACCAAUGUUACAUUCGUUCCCGCUCGGCCGGACAGCCGACCACAUUGUGACGCUCAAGUGAAAAGCACAAGGUUUACAGAAGAAAGUCUCAUUCUCAUUUUAACCUGAUUAUCCACCAAUCACGUCCUGCGCAGCCUGUUGGGAUGUAUGCUUCCUCUGCAGCACCGAAGAUGCAUCAUAUGAGCCAAAUAGACAUCUGGGAACUGUUGAAUGUUUAAAACAAGAACAUAUAUUAUCUGUGCUCAUGUCAUCUGGUACGUGAGUGAAUUCUGGAUUCAAUUCGUCUUUCCAUAAAACAUGCUUCAUCA
Gambusia affinis (western mosquitofish) is the source of this 3820-nucleotide messenger RNA. Its product is annotated as LIM and calponin homology domains-containing protein 1-like. Bases 212 to 3562 code for a protein of 1116 amino acids. The record is from RefSeq and is a predicted model, not a curated record. Gene Ontology annotation, cellular component: stress fiber. Lineage: Eukaryota; Metazoa; Chordata; Actinopteri; Cyprinodontiformes; Poeciliidae. The transcript has 27 exons. Gene Ontology annotation, molecular function: myosin II head/neck binding. Gene Ontology annotation, biological process: positive regulation of stress fiber assembly; regulation of focal adhesion assembly.